Penicillium digitatum Pd1 is the source of this 93-nucleotide messenger RNA. Lineage: Eukaryota; Fungi; Ascomycota; Eurotiomycetes; Eurotiales; Aspergillaceae. The record is from RefSeq and is a predicted model, not a curated record.
AUGCUUAUCGACGGUCAAAAGUGGGCGUGUGAAGCUUGUCUACGGGGCCACCGUGUAACCAGCUGCAAACACCAUGGUGAGUACUCUGAAUAG